Molecule: messenger RNA, 584 nt
Organism: Asterias rubens (European starfish)
Lineage: Eukaryota; Metazoa; Echinodermata; Asteroidea; Forcipulatida; Asteriidae
Exons: 5
Coding region: 90-527 (145 amino acids)
Source: RefSeq, a predicted model, not a curated record
CUAUAGCUGAUGGAAGUUUUUUGUACUUUUUCAAACAAAACUCCAAAACAAAAUGUUUGGAUGCAACAUAUUCAAGUUGCAUCGGAAGAAUGGUCAAUGAUGCAGUUGCCCCCAAAGCCAAUUGUAAAAUGGUAGCUGUUAAUGAUGGCAAGAAUCCACAUCUUUGCUUAUUUGCUGUUCGAGACAUUGAAGUCUGGGAAGAACUUCGGUUUGAUUAUGGUGUACCCAACUUGCCAUGGAGAAAGAUGGGGCAGAUGCAGGAAAAGCAUAAUGACUACCUUGACAAGCUCACUUUCUGUGGACUGAAAAAGAAUUCUGCAGCUGAUGAUGUCAACAAGUGUUCCCCAAAACACAACUCACAAGUUGAUGACUCCGAUACUACACGUGAUGACAGUGAUGACAAUGAUUACAUUCCCGAUAGUGAAAAUGAAGAAAUAGAAAGUGACUCCAGCGACCAGCUUUGUGGAUUAAGAGGUGCAGCAAAACAAUCCAUGUUUCAAACUAAUGAGGUAGGUAUAAAUACUUAAAAGUGUUAAAUGCAAUGUACGACUAUGGUGAGAUGAGCAAAGGAAAAUAGUGUUAAA